Messenger RNA from Fomitiporia mediterranea MF3/22, 606 nucleotides. RefSeq names its product GAF domain-like protein. The coding region runs from base 1 to 606 and encodes 201 amino acids. Gene Ontology annotation, cellular component: cytosol. The record is from RefSeq and is a predicted model, not a curated record. Gene Ontology annotation, molecular function: L-methionine (R)-S-oxide reductase activity; protein binding. Lineage: Eukaryota; Fungi; Basidiomycota; Agaricomycetes; Hymenochaetales; Hymenochaetaceae. The transcript is spliced from 3 exons.
AUGCCACAUGCUGACGCUGCACUUGUACCUUCCAACGUCACGAACAAAGCACAGUUCUGGGAGCAUGUAUAUGGUCUGCUGGAAGGCCUAUUGGAAGCCCAGAAGAAUUGGGUGUCGAACUGUGCGAAUGCAUCUUCGUUGAUCUAUAACUCACUGCUAGCAUUUCCAUCGCAUUUUGGGCCUGGAGAAAGAGCAGUAAACUGGUGUGGGUUUUAUAUCGACUCAUCUCUCUUUCCAAGACCCUCGUUGUCCAGCAGAAAGACGGAAGGCCUGACACCGAAGGAGAAUAGACUUCUGUUAGGGCCUUUCUGUGGAAAGCCUGCAUGCCAGUUCAUCAACACGAUACCUGGGAAGAGUCGCGGCGUUUGUGCUGACGCAUACAUACAGAGAAAAACACUUGUUGUUCCUGACGUUGAUGCCUACCCUGGACACAUCGCCUGUGAUGGAGAGACCAAGAGCGAAAUUGUAUGCCCACUACUACUACUGGAUGGACGUUGUAUCGGAGUAUUCGAUUUAGAUUGUCUUGCAUUGAAUGGCUUUGACGAGAAUGAUAAAGUGGGUCUGGAGAGAAUUACAAAGCUUGUAGUAGACUCUUGUGAAUGGUGA